This is a messenger RNA of Aplysia californica (California sea hare), 1253 nucleotides long. RefSeq lists its product as uncharacterized. Lineage: Eukaryota; Metazoa; Mollusca; Gastropoda; Aplysiida; Aplysiidae. The record is from RefSeq and is a predicted model, not a curated record.
AAUGUAAAGGGAAAUGCAGGGGAGACGACCUCCAAAUCUGGUGGCGGAAGUCGAAGGUGAAAGUGAAGGUGAAGGUGGAGGUGAAGAUGAAAUCGAAGACGAAACGAAGGUGAAGAUGAAGGUGAAGAUGAAGGUUAAGGUGAAAGAGAAGAUGAAGGUGAAGGUGAAGGUGAAAGCGAAGAUCAAGGUGAAGGUGAAGGUGAAGAUUAAGUUGAAGGUGAAGGUUAAAAUCAAAGUAAAGGUGAAAUCGAAGAUGGAGGUGAAGGUGAAGAUCAAAGUGAGGGUGAAAUUGAAGAUGGAGGUGAAGGUCAACCAGAAGUUUUGUAAGAAAUACCAAGAGUUUGUCGUCUGCCGCGACAGGACAGUCCUGUAGUAUGUUCGCCCUACUGAGCGAAGUUUUUUCUGUUAUUUUUUUUCCUGUCGUUCCCGAGAAAAUUAAUGUUUUCUUGGUUCUGCCAUUUUUGUGGUUGAAGUUCACAUGAAAGACAUUCAUUUCGCGAAAAAAAAAUCACGUAGCUCCUACAUGUAGAUUGCGUUUUGCAGACAUGCGCAAACAAAACGUAGAUUCUCAUGUAAACUGAAUAUUAGAUAUGACGACAACUGUUUAACAAUUAUUGCUUUAUUAUCGUAUAAGCUGUCUGAUCCUAGACAAUAAUGGUCUAACUAUUACUUUUAGAAUUCAUUCAUGUAUCAUGUAUUUGGUUUGCAUUUUCUUUUAUCUAUUUCGUUCUAUUUAUUUGUUUAUUUAUUUAUUUAUUUAUCUGUUUAUUUAUUUAUUUAUUUAUUUAAGGCGGUGGAGGAAGAGGGGGGGGGGUGCAUAUAACAAGUGUGCAUAUCAUAAGGACUGUCUUAUCUUUCUAAUUUUCCCUUUCGACCUCAUUAUUUUAUCUGUUUCCUGGGACGUUGGAAUCAGGCGCUCACCAAUGUUUUCUUGAUGCAUGUAUGGAGGUACUUGUAUAAUCAUUAAGCUUGUUCAUUUGUUUAAUUUUUUAGAAAAAAUAUGGUCCAUUUAUCUUAAAUAUAAGUGGAGACAUCUUCGAUUGAAGGUGUUGGGGUAACCUUGUUUUAAAGGUAUAAUUUCUAAGAUAAUCUCCGCCAAUAUUUAGUGACUUUCAAAGUUUGAGUAUCCUUGAAAGCUGCAAAUUUAUCUUUUGUGUGCCCUUGAUCAAUGAUUUUCCCUAUAAUCCAUAUAGAAAUGUGAUACUGAAUCGACUAUAGGAAGUGUUUACACCCCCCCCCCCCCUUUCGAAAAA